This is a messenger RNA of Glossina fuscipes, 1487 nucleotides long. It is a transcript of the gene Tgs1, whose product is annotated as trimethylguanosine synthase. The transcript has a single exon. Bases 21 to 1394 code for a protein of 457 amino acids. NCBI's taxonomy places the organism in Eukaryota, Metazoa, Arthropoda, Insecta, Diptera, Glossinidae. Gene Ontology annotation, molecular function: RNA cap trimethylguanosine synthase activity. Gene Ontology annotation, biological process: 7-methylguanosine cap hypermethylation; 7-methylguanosine RNA capping. The record is from RefSeq and is a predicted model, not a curated record. Gene Ontology annotation, cellular component: nucleus.
AUGCGGCAAAAACUGGAGGAAUGAGUCAUUUACCGCAAUUCUUCCAUUUUUCAAAAAUUUUAUCCUAUGAUGAGAAAGGUGCAAACAAAGAAAACAUUGACAAAAUUGUAAGAGAAUUCGAGGAAAACUUCCUUGUUUGGCAAACGGACUUUUGGCAUUGUCAUUGGGCGGAACAAGGUGAUAAUUUGACACUUGAUAAGUGGUACAGAAAGUAUAAAGACUUUAUGUUGAUGACCACAAAAAAUCAAAACGAGUAUAAACAGGAUAUAAAUUUAGAGGAAAGAUCUUUAAAGGAAGAAGAAGAGAACUCUUCAAUAAAUGCGGAAUCAUGGAAUAAUUUAUGGCAUAAACAUCAAGAGGAAAUCUAUGCCAAUCACUUCCUAGCUUUCACUUCAAUAUUUUAUCAAUAUUAUUUGGAUUUAAAAUACGGCUUGGAAACCUCAAUAGAACCUAAAAUAAUCGUAGAAGAUUUUGAAUUACAUUCAGACCUAGAAACUGUAGAAGAACUAAGCAAAGAACUGGAACAGUUGCAAUUACUAGGGCUACCGAUAGCUUUUGGACCGCCCAAACAAGCAAGCAAACGAAAAGCGAAAACUAAAGCGACGCCAGAGAUUAUUGAGUCUAUAUCCGACACAGGAAGCGAAAGUGGAGAAAUGGUUAAUAAUGAUUUGGAUUCAAGUCUGCAUGAAAUUCACGAGAAAACCAUUUCAAAAAGUAAAAAGAAAAAUCGUUCAUUACGUCAUGUACCUGAAUUUAUGGUAAAGGAGAAAGGUUUACUGAAAUAUUGGCGUCGGCGAUUUUCUUUGUUUUCCCGCUUCGAUGAAGGCAUACGAUUGGAUCGUGAAAGCUGGUUUUCAGUAACCCCUGAAAAAGUGGCUUUCCAUCUAGCUCAGCGGCUUCGUUGCGAUGUUCUAAUUGAUGGCUUCUGUGGUUGCGGUGGUAAUGCCAUACAGUUUGCUUUCACUUGCCAUAAAGUUAUCGCCGUUGAUAUUGAUGCGGAUAAAUUGGCUAUGGCUAAACAUAAUGCUUCCAUUUAUGGCGUAGGACACAAAAUUGAGUUCAUAUUAGGCGACUUUCUUCAUAUGGCUGCUCAUAAUCGUUUAAAAGGCGACGUUGUGUUCUUGAGUCCUCCUUGGGGUGGCCCGAAAUACAAGCAACGCAAAAGCUACGACAUUGAAGAAUAUCUACUGCCUGUAUCGGCCUCCGAAUUAAUUGAAAAAUCCAGUUUAAUCUCAGAGAAUAUAGCUAUUUUUCUGCCUCGCAAUGCCCACAUGCAACAAAUUAUUAAACUAGCCGGACCAGGUAACCAAUGUGAAAUUGAACAUAACUAUUUGGAUUCACGCUUGGUGGCUUUAACCGCUUUAUAUGGGGAACGAUUAGUAAAGAAAGCUUAGUUUCUUCCAAUUUGUUUCUGUAAUAAUCGAUAAGCGAAUUAUUCUUUCUUUUCUUUAAAUAAGUUCAAUAUAAGUUACAAAGCGAGUAACACC